AUGGACUUUGACGGUCGUCCGUCAUCAUUGUCGUGGAACGACGCGGUGGAACGGCUAAGAGAAAUCCGCGAAGACGACUUAGCGUUCGUGGAGUCCGGUCUGCAACCCGAAAGACAACUGGUCCGGCCGACCGUGGCCGAGCUAUACGUUAGGUACAUACUUAAAACCGUUGUUUAAACCUCGUUUUCAGAUUGUAUAUGAUAAUAAUCCGCAUGUUAUGCUUAAAUACUUAUUUACGUUUUACACGUUUCUAUGAUAUUUUUCAUCGAAAGUAUCAUAUAAAACCGUAUUCUACAGUAAAGACCAUUUAUAGCAGUAAAAUUCUUCGUUUUUCUUUUGUAAUGAAUAAUUUUGUCAAUAAUUGUAUCUUUAACUAUUAUUUUACGAAGCCAAUAUUAGUAAAAACGAAAAAGUAAAAUAAUAAACAAAUGGGCGUACUUCGAAUCGGAAAGGGGUCCUAAUACAAUGAUAAAUAAAUCCAAAUUCGUAAAAAAAAAAUAUAAUAAUAAUAAUAAUAAAAAACAAACUUUUAAAUAAAGGACUUCGUUAAACAUUUUUACUAACAAUUGUAUACCCAUUGAUAAUAAGACGAACAAAUUUUUUGAGUAAAUAAUAGUAUAUUAGUGAAAAUAUGAUUUUUCGUCAAAUUUAUUAUUUUUAAACAAACUGCCGACUUGUGGGAACCAUAUUUUAUGAUAUUCAAUCUCAUUAAAACUACAUAAUUUAAUAUCUUCCUAGUUUCAUUCUGAAUUUAAAAAUAUAUUAAACGAUUUCAGUUAUAAUUAGGGGAUGAUAAUUAUCUCAAUGAUUAUCUUUUCAUUUCUAAAUUUAUUAAAAACAACAAAAAACUUUAUAAGUGUCACCUAUACCUUGUAAAAAGUGUUAAAACUCAUAUAAUCAUAAUGAUGGGAGAUUGAUAAAUAAUAAUUAUUGAUAAUUAUAUAGGUACAAACAACUUUGUGAUGAUAUUUCAUUCUCUUAUAAUAAUAUCGAUUAAAUUUAAUUUUCGAACAUUUAAUUUUAAUACAAGAUCAAAAUGACGAUGAUGAAAAAUCAAAAUAUUUAUUUUAUUGCAUGAUAGACAGUUCGUUGCUUUCAGGUACAUAGUCAUUAGUAACGAAUUAACCGUAUGCCACGAUUCUAUUAUACAACCACAGAUACGUAUUCUGAUUAAACGGAUGCUAAUGUGCAUCCAUGGCCGUGUGCUCGAACUCAAACAAAUUCUUAUGGAUGAAGACAAAUCGAUUUAUACGUGUGUUAAAAAUAAUAAUAUUAUUAUAAUUAUUAUUUUGGAAUAACGAAAAAUAAUGAUUGCAUAGGCCAGUAACCGAGGAGUUGGCUAAUUUAAAAUUGACGUACGACCAGUUCGAAUUACAGAUACCUCGAUGUUUCCGAGACGAGAGACAAUUGUUUUUAAACGACAUAGACAAACAAAUUGACGAAAUACACAGUCAAGUAGAAAUCGAAGAAGAAGACAGAGUGGAUGAACAAGGUUCUUCUGCAGCGUCUAGUCAAACGAGUAGUAAAGAAACGCUCGAUUCGGAUUUGAAUGCAGCAACAUUUCUAAAUCAUGAACAACAAACAUCGUUGAUUUUGCCACAGAUAACGCGCCAAGAUAUUCGACGGGAAUUAGCUAUAAAAUUCAUACAAAAACACAUUAGAGCGGCAAAUGAUCGUAAAAUUGUUAAUGAAUGUAUGAACGUGACAACAUUUUAAUCAAAUUUUAACUUAUUAAAAUAUAAUAUUUACUUGAUUUAGUAAUGUCCGCUAAUAGAACAAGAGACAACAUUAUUUCCGGAAAAUAUAAAAACCCCAGUCAAGAUAAAGCUCAUACGGCGGCAAUUCAGAUUCAACGGUAUUGGAGAUUUUAUCGGAUCAUGAAAUGUACUAAAAUCAGAACUCAAAGAAAAAAUAUCGUAAUUGGUAUGACAAAAAAAUAUUGCUAGUUGUAUAUUAUAAUUUUAACCAGAUUUAGUUUUCAAUCCGAGUACUUAAUAUUUUUUAUUUAGUUGAAUUAAUACAUUUUUUUCUGUUCUUAACCGUAAAUAACAGUCUUAGGGUAUCAUAUAUUAUAUGUUUAAUUCAGGCAUGCAUAUGUCAAGUGAGAGACCGAAAACCGAUGUUUUUGUCAAUGUAGAAGAAAAAACUUUAGUAAAACAGUCCGAAGCAGCAACGAAAUUUUGGAAAGUCAUAAAAAAAUUACAAAACAAAUUAGACCGAUAUAAUCGUCACGAAAUAAUAGCAGAAAUAGAAGACGAGCUAAGAGCAUAUAUAUGGACGUAUUUUGAGAUAUGUAAGCGUUUACCGACAUGGCCAAAUCCAGUACCUAUAAUAUUCGAGGAAAAUGACGAAUUCGGAAUGCCACCAAUAAGUACGUUAUAAUAGCUGGUGUUAAAAAUAAUUAUUAUGUUAAUAAACUAUUAAGUUUUCGUAGGAUAGGGACGAUGUCCGAAAAUGUAGGAAUAUUCCGUUGUUAGAAAAAUGAUAAUACAACAAGUUCACUAGAGCUACAGUAGUUUUUCUAAAAUUCUAAACUACAAACUGUAUGUCCUCGUGUAAUGUGACCAAUCUUUCUCAAAACAAAUUGACUCAUAAUACAAUUUAACAAUUUCUGAUUGUCUACCACCCACCCAACAUAUCGUGUCCAGUUCAUAUCUUCUUAGCCUAUAUUGGUUACUACCAACGAAAAUUAUAAAGAUAAAUAAUGAUAAGAAUAAAUGAUAAAAGUUCGAAAGCGCAAUUUUCAUACUCUAUUAAAGUUUUUGAAGUACAGGGAGACUGCUCGUUACACAUAUCGAAUUCACUUACCAAUUCGAUUGCAACUUCGUAUUGUCUCUUCGUCCAGCCCUACAUAAGGGAGGGAAAAUAACCACUUACCUAACUGAAAUUUUCAACCUGAUACUACUUCAAGGGUCAAAAUGUAUAGUAUCCUAAGGCUAAAACCUAAACGUCGGUUUUAUUUCAUGUACCUACAGUGUGUAAAUAUGCGACCGGUCGUGCGUUACUGAAAACGGUUCUUAUCAUUUUCUUAACAUUUUCAAAAAACUGCUUAUCGCACUUUUUAUAAUUUAUUUUGAUAACGUUAUCUAAAUUUAGUUUUGUCAGAGGCCAUCUUACAACAAUUAAAUAUACCCAAAACAUAUUAUCAGUCUGCGCUAAACCAACGAGUACCGCUAGGCGGUUCGGCUAUUUUCCAUACGGGCAGGUGGAUGACUAUUGAAAUGGUUAAAAUACUCGCGACAACGAUUAUAGAAUUCGAAGGUAAACCGAAAAAUGAACAGAAUGAAUUAAUUAAAAAUUACGCGAUUGCAAAAAAUAAAGUAAGAAUAACCAACAACUGCAGCAGCAUCUAAAUAUAUAUAAAUGGUAAUUUAUGUAGGAAAAAGAAGAUAGUAUGAAAGAACGAAAUCUUAUUAUUGCAAUGAACAAAAAACUUAGAGCUAGAGGUGAUUUUAUUCCAGAACCUAGUGAUUUAACGGAAUGGUUUACUGAAAUAUUAUAUGAAUACGAUACCGAAUGGACAGCCUAUGAUGAUUUAGAUCUUCAACGGCCCAGAGAGGACUUGAUAAAAACUGAAAUAUACGCUUCAGCUCAAGUUGAAUUACGAGCUGCGGUAGAUAUAACCAUGAAGAAUGAAUUGACUACACUUCAAAUAGCGUACGCUCAAGACAUGAGUAUGUUAGACUGUCUGAUUAUAAUAUUUAAAUAAUAAGUUUAAAAAUGUGUAUUUCACUACAGAGGUAAAGUAUAAACCGCCGAAAGAAAAAUCAAAAAAAACACCUAAAGGAAAACCCAAUAAAAAAAAAACUCUGAGCCCGAAAAUGAUGUUCGAAGAACUGGUUAAGAACGAUAUGAUUAACAAAUCAGUAUAUUCUAAAUUUGACGACUUUAAAGGAGAGGUUUCGUAUUGCGCUAGUACGUUAAGAGGAGAACCGCAUAUGUUAGAUCCGCCUUAUGGUUUGGGUGAUGUGCGUCAAGUAAGUCAACAAAUUGACGACUGCCGUCGAUAAACAUCGAUUUUUUUAGAUUAUAUUUUUGUUGAAUUUAUUAUAGCUCUUAUAAUUUCAUACACAAUUAUAUAGAUCAUAAAAGAAUUGUGUGUCAUCGGUUUGAAUUUCCCAGAACUCCGUACGACAAAACAAAUCAAAUUUAAACCGUCGUUUUUGAUUGCGGGUCCUCUAAAAUCCGGUAAAACUAUGUUAAUCAACGCCAUAUGUACCGAAACCGGAUCGUUAAAGAUCGAAUUGACUCCUCAGAAUAUAUCGGCCUAUUGUCCCGACAAUCCCAGCAUUGCACAAUUUGUUAAUAAUAUUGUAACGGUAUAGUGAUACCUAUAUAUAUAUAUAUAUACUUUAUUUACACGAAAUAAUCAUUGCAUUUUAUAUUCUGCAGAUGGUUGAAGUUUAUCAGCCGGUCGUGAUCGAAGUGGACUGGGCGGACGUACCGUUUUAUGUUACAAAGCAUAUUCCGAAUCAAUUAAAAUCGUUCAAGCCGAAAUUAUUGAAAACAGUCUUGGUAAAGCUUUUAAAAUCAUUGAAAUCCUCCGAACGGGUAAUAAUCAUAGGAAAAGCCAUGUGUCCUUGGUUAACCGUCGGUCAAACAUUAGUAAGCAUAUUAUUCGUAUUCUUAUUUCGAUUUAUAUUGAUUUUUUUCACUGGCAUGAAAAUUAAUUCGAAUUAUAUUUCUGAAGAAUAUUAUUAAUUAUCGUUAGUUAUACUUUAUACAUUUGUCAAUGUAUGUCUGUCCGUAUGCGCUCUAUCUUUCAUACGGUUACGAAUUUCAUAAUGUGAUUUUCUCUGAACGAUUAGUUAAGUUCUUAGAAAGGUCCCUCGUUGAUUUUCAGGCUAAUCGAUAAAAAAACACCCAAGAACAGCAGCUAUAAAGUCACUAAAAAUUCGAAUUACCUCCAGUCGACUUAUCGUCGUUAUAAAAAUUAAUUGAUCCAAAAUAAGUAAUAAAUGUCAGUAAUAAUUGGUCUGUAGAGAUACUUAUGAUCAGGUAUUUCCCGUGAAAAUAUGUAAUUAUGAUAAUGAUAAGACCCCGCAUGCCGCUUCAGGAAGUCAGAUACUGGAUAGCUAUAUUAGUGGUACAGCAAUAGCCGAAAAAGUGAGAAUUCAUCUAGAUGAUUCUCGAUCCGGUCGCCGAAAUUUUUAGCAUUAUUUUCUAAACCAAAACGGUCGUGUCGAGAAAGGCUGCAGAAGGCGGUUGAAAGUUUAAACAUCCCUAAAGCAACACUUUAAUAUUUACACCAUGUACACACAAAAUCGCAUUCCCGGUUUCGUUUUGCCGAUCAUUAGGUUAGUAUUAAAAUUUAAACAAAAUGUUAUUAUUUCAAUUCGUCUAGAUUAAAUUGUCUUUAUAAUUAUUAGCGGAAAAAAUAUGCAAUAAUAUAUUGUAACAGAGUAACGGACCCAAUACAGCUAGUAUAAAUAGUGUCCAUUUUCGGGGAAAAUUUGACAAAAAUUGGGAGUUCACGGUACUUUGAUCCUUCGAUUUGUAUCAGUAUAUUCUUUUUGAAGAUAUUAUAAUUCUUACGGAAGAGAAAAAACGUGCAGGUACGCAUAUGCAAUCUGAUACAGCGAGUUUUUUUUUUUUCAAGAUAUCCAUUCUCCGCGUUAGUUUUUUUCGUAGUUAUAAAGGUACCUAUACAACUUGGGUAUUAUAAUACUGAUAUUCGACUAUCAGGUGUAGCGUGUAGGUCCGCCCAUCGAUAUUUCACUCGGCCCGAACUGCGAGGAGCCGUGUCGGAGGAGCUUAGUCGGAGACCGCGACAAGCAUCUAGGACAAUGUUUCACGUUGUCUUAUGCGUUUUUUUUUUUUUUUUUUGUUUUAUCGAUACACUCGUAUAAUAUGUAUAUUGUGUGUGUGUACACGCGUAAAGUGUAUGAAAAUAACAAUAAUAACACGGUGCGCGCGUGUGCCCGGCCCGCACACACGAGUCCCGCGGAGAUUUUUACUUACGAUACAGGUAUUUUUCGAAACCAAACGGCCGGGGUGGACGGACGCGGAAUAGUGAGAGCGGCGGAACGGGUGUAGAGAGCGGAACAGAAAACUAAAAAAAAAAAAAAAAAAAAAAAAAAAAAAAAUGCUUAUUAUUUACUGCAGAGACGAGAGAAAUACCUGUAAAACUCGACGUGCUCGUUACAUACAGUACGGGUAUGUAUACGGCCGUACUAUAUAAUUAUUUCAUUCAUUAACCGCAUACCUAUGACACGGAAAAUCUCCGCGUCCCAUCUUUAUAUUAUAUACUAUAGCUGGUCCAUUGUCUCGGCAUUUACAACAACAUGGACCUAUAUUAUACGAUACACUCGUAUAUAUGCGUAUAAAACUCGCGGGACGUUAUAAUUAUGAUUAAACGAUACACUCUUGUUUUUUUUUUUGUUAAUAAAAUAUUAUACGAAAUAAAUAAUAUGAUUCGCCGCGUUCGUAUUUAUAUACGAGUAGUGAAGUAUGUCACGUGCAUACAUCUAUAUAAUAUAGUUCAGGUAUUUCAGAACAACGACGGCAACCACCCCCUCCCCCUCCGCGAAAAGUUUCCUAAUAUUUACAUUCACAUUGCUAAAGUAUACAUAUAACUAGGUUUCACUGUAAUCCGCUAUAAUUUUCAAUAUUUUGAUUAGUAAAACAAAACUCGAAACAUUCAAAUAAUUUUAAAAAAAAAAUAUAAAAAUUAUACUGAAAAUCGUUUUUGUUUAUAAACAAUAUGCAUGUACCAUGUAAGGAUAAUUUAAACUAAAGUACACAUUGCAUAUUCCGUGUGUUGCUCGUCAAAUAAUAUUAUGUUCCUCAUCUACAGUUUUAAAUCCAAUGGAUACCGCGGGUUAUCAAUUCUAUAGAUUUCGGUCGCCUCGCGCCCCAGCUUCGUUUAUUGGUUGUCCGACGGAUGCACCGAGAGGCAAUCGGUUGUGUACAAUUUUCGAGGAACAUCGAAAUGCGUCGGAUUUAUUAUCUGAUUGGCCAUCGAGUCUAAUAAGGAAUUAAGGAAUAAGGAAUAAUUAUGCAUAACAUAUAAAAUAAGACGAAUACGCGAUGACAAUUAGGCUAGGGUCAUACUAUGCGUUUUUCGAUUACCGCAAUUAUUUGGAUAAAUUUGGUGAUUUAACAUCCCCAAAAAAAAAAAAUUGUUAGUUUCAACAAUUGUUUAAAACUUGUUCGGAAAUAUAGAAUAAAAAUACGGAUAUAUAAUUCCUACAGUGAAUGUUCUAUUUUUGUAUAGAUGGAAAGUUGGGUGGUAAAAUAUACACCAGAGUAAUUUAAUUUAAACUGAUGAGCGUUAAAAAUGUUCUAAAAACCUUAAAAUGAAUAAUAUAAAAAUUGUAUAACUACAAUUAGUAAUUACAACACUAUUGUCCCGUGUCCGUAUUUGUUUUUAUCAAAUUGUUGAACAUUUUUAUUUGAAAAUAAACAAUUUUUCUCCACGUAAUUCGGAAAAUAUAUGUAGUUCACCAACAUGUUUUUAUAAUUUUCAUUUGAACUUCAAAUGCUUAAAAAAAAUUCAGACGAACCUUAUUGUAUCGAAUUUUCGAUUAUUUUUGAAAAACCAGAAAAUUAUAUCAACAUAAAACCAAAUAAAAACUAAUGAAAACAAAAAUAGGCUAAAUAAUUCAAAAGGCAUCAGAUUGUUUUGGAAAUUUUACCACGUCUAGAACUGGUUUUUAUAAGUAAUAAGCGCAAAUGUGAAAGAUAUUAUAACUGCUAUUAUAACUUUUAACCGAAUUCAAUUGAAUUCUGAAAAUAACAAAAGCCAUUAUAAUUAUAUUAUAUUCUCAUUUUUCUCGACAUUUACUAAUUUUUCAAGACAAGGAAAAUCAAAAUAUAACGUUCUGAAUGCAUCUGCAGCUAGACAAAAUCGUCUACCUGAAACUACUGAUUAUAUUUUAAGCGCAAUAAUCCAUGACAGUUUACACUAAACAAAUAUAAUAAUCUUAGGUACUUAGCGGGAAUUAAUUCUGUUAGUAUAAAAUUUUAAAAUGAUUUAUUUUUUCAGUCAAGCGUGUUCGAUACCGUCGUAUUCACCGUACCCGACUACAAUACUAUGUUCAUGUCACUUCAAGAAUCCCUUAUGCGUUAUCCGGCGAUUAGCCGAACAUUUCCGGUCACGGCGUUGGCCACUAUACUGAGUAGCUACUCGAGACAAAUGGUCAUUGAUAUUGUGGACGAAGUUAUGAACAACGAACGGGUGUUGACGCUCAGACAAAAACCAUUGGAACCCAAAGAGUUUAUACCCUACAUGAUAAAAUAUCCAAAGAAUCCGGAACUACGCGAUCAGUUCUACAAUUGGUACAUACGAUUUGUACCGUUGGGCAUAGAGAGAACUCUGCUACUUGCGGUGCUUGAAUCAAAAAGAAAAAAAUAAAGCAAUUUUUUUUAUUUUUAAAUAAACUAC
Molecule: messenger RNA, 8386 nt
Organism: Cinara cedri
Lineage: Eukaryota; Metazoa; Arthropoda; Insecta; Hemiptera; Aphididae
Source: the annotation of a GenBank genome assembly